Saccostrea echinata is the source of this 1177-nucleotide messenger RNA. RefSeq names its product quinone oxidoreductase-like. Lineage: Eukaryota; Metazoa; Mollusca; Bivalvia; Ostreida; Ostreidae. The transcript is spliced from 9 exons. Gene Ontology annotation, cellular component: cytosol. The coding region runs from base 68 to 1072 and encodes 334 amino acids. The record is from RefSeq and is a predicted model, not a curated record. Gene Ontology annotation, molecular function: quinone reductase (NADPH) activity; mRNA 3'-UTR binding; NADPH binding.
UUCAUUUUAUGAUAUAUUUGGUGUUAUCACGAUCUAAGUCGUUUAGGUGGAUGGAAACAGCUUAUGCAUGUCCGCACGAUCUUUUGUAAAAGCGAUAAUGCGAGCAAUACGAGUGACAGAGUUUGGAAGCCCAGAGGUUUUAAAACUUGAAACAAACGUUUCCGUGCCAAAACCUUCCAACGAUCAGGUUCUAAUAAAAGUCCAUGCUGCUGGAAUUAAUCCAGUAGAUACAUAUAUAAGAUCAGGGACAUAUGCUGCAAAGCCUACCCUGCCUUACACCCCCGGGAAAGAUGUUGCAGGGGUUGUGGAGGAUGUGGGAUCCAAUGUUAGACACUUGAAGAAAGGAGACAGGGUGUACACUAUGUCAGCGACCUCUGGUGGUUAUGCUGAGUAUUGCACAGCAGCGUCCGCUGACACCAAACUUCUCCAUAGUAACCUGACGUAUGAGCAGGGAGCUGGUAUUGGGGUUCCCUACUAUACAGCAUACAGAGCUCUUAUGAUCGUAGGAAGAGCUAAACCCGGAGAAACAGUCCUAAUACAUGGAGCUAGUGGCGCGGUUGGUUUAGCUUGUGUGCAGAUUGCACAUUCCAGGGGACUGCGUGUCUUAGGAACAGCUGGAAGUCAGGCUGGCCUCGACUUAAUCACACGGAACGGAUGUGACGCUGUUUUCUGUCACAGAGACGAAGGAUAUGCAACAAAAAUCAUGGAAGCUACAAGUAGUAUUGGCCCACAUAUCAUCAUAGAAAUGUUGGCAAAUGUAAAUCUGGAAAGAGAUCUAACAAUGAUUGCAAAGAAAGGACGAAUUGUGGUGGUAGGUAACAGAGGCUCUGUGGAGAUCACUCCGCGGUUGGCCAUGCAGAAGGAAUGCAUUGUAACGGGAAUGCUUCUGUUUAACGCUUCACAGGGUGAAAUGGACGAAAUUGAUGCUGCUGUAGCUGCAGGGAUGAGGGAUGGAUGGAUAAAGCCACACAUAGGAAAGGUUUAUACAUUAGAUCAGGCACCAACGGCACACGAAGACGUCAUAAACAACAAAGGUGCACAGGGACGUCUCAUAUUCAAAGUUUCCUCAUAGUUAGGUGGUGUGAAACCACUUUGAUUCAUCUUUGUUAUCCUAGAAUGCUUCAUUGUAUGAGAGUUUGAUUGAAAUAAAAGCAUGUAAAGAAAUUGUAUGAUUUUA